UGUUAAUCGAUUCUUACAUUUAUCGAUAAAUUCACUGAGUAAAUAUUUGGAAAUUUUCAAUUUGAUUGUGAGACGAUCUUGAUUAGUUAUUUGGGCGUUAAUCUAAGUGCAUCUUUAUUAAUUGUUCCAAGUUGAUAGUCGACAAUCAAUAGUAAACAAUGAAAAUGAUUAUUUUGUAAGAGAGAAAGUAAGUGAGUGAGUGAGAAGAAAAUCAUAUUAAACCAAUGAGAGAUUCUUGAUUGUUGGCAUUUGAUUUUAAUUCUCCUAAUUGUCAACUUGAUUGUUUUUAUUAUCAAAGAAAAUGUUACAAUUUUCAGUUAAUUGUUUACUCUUUUUAAUCGUCACCAUUUUUCUGACUGAAAAUUCUGUUAAUUGUUCAUCUGACCAAAAAGGACUCUUGUUGACACCUCUAAUUAAAGCGGGUCGAGUCCACGAAGCUCGUGCAAGGUCAAGGGUUUAUCUUCCGAACGCCCCACCGGUGGAAAGUUAUUCUGGUUAUCUAACUGUUAACGAGGAAAAUGGGUCAAAUCUUUUCUUCUGGUUUUUCCCAUCAAAGAAUGUUUCUGCUCCGGUCGGUCUUUGGUUACAAGGUGGACCUGGUGCUGCAUCGACUUAUGCCCUUUUCAACGAAAAUGGACCUUUCAAGGUACAAUCGAACUUGACUUUAACCCUUCGAGAAUAUCCUUGGACCGAUCUAUUUGCCUACCUUUACAUUGACCAGCCCGCUGGAACGGGUUUCUCUUACACCGAAAAGGAGGCCGGUUACGUUAAGAACCAAGUCGAGGUGGGUCGUGACCUUUACCAAGCUUUGUUACAAUUUUAUACCCUCUUCCCUGAAUGGAGACCCAACGACUUUUAUGUAACCGGUGAAUCUUAUGCUGGUAAAUAUGUUCCCGCAAUCGGUUACAAAUUACACCAAGAGAGAGAAUCGUCUGGAAUUAAUUUCAAAGGUGUCGCCAUUGGAAAUGGCCUUGUUUCGGGUGCUCUUAUGUUCCGUUAUUCUGAAAUUCUUUACCAAGUAGGUCUAUUUGAUUAUCGACAACGCGAUCAAGGUUUAGCAAUCGAAGCAGCAAUUCGUAAGGCAGCCGAUGAGGAACGAUGGAAAGACUGUUUCUACCUUUCAGAUCAAUUAUUGGCCGGUGAUCGAACCCCGUCUCUGUUUACCAAUGUAACCGGAAUUACCAACUAUUUCAACUCUCUGUUAACAGUUAAUCCCGUUGAUACAACUUAUUCCGAUAAAUAUUUGGCCAUUGAUGCCGUUAGGGAAGCUCUUCAUGUCGGUAAUCGUACCGUUGACCCUGGAGAUCAAGUUUACAAUCAUUUGUUGGAUGAUUUUUGCCAAUCGGUUUCUCCGUGGGUCGAAACUCUUGCCGAUGCAGGUUACGAGGUUCUACUUUACUCUGGUGCCCUUGACAUCGUUGUUGGGGCCACUUGUACCGAAACUUUACUCCAAACCCUCCGUUGGAAUGGUGCUCAGGGCUUUAAUCAAGCUGAACGGAAAAUUUGGCGACUCGAAGGUGAACCAAUUGAAGUUCAAGGUUUUAUCACUUCUUAUCAAAAUUUCCACUAUGUUGUAGUUCGUAACGCAGGUCAUAUGGUUCCUCACGAUCAGCCCAAAGCCGCUUUCGAGAUGAUCAACAAAUUUGUCAACCGAAAACUUUAAGUAACAAUCUCGACAAAUCAACUAAUCCAGAUACUCUAAUCUCAAGUGUAAUUAGUGUUGUUAAUCAUUAGCAAUCUUUUAAUUUCUCAACGGGAUUUAUUUUACUAUCUUUUCCUGAUUCUUUUAAUUGUUAACUAAACAAUCCUAAUUGUUUUAUUUUCUUAUCAUCAACAAGAUUAAAUCUCUUGACAAUUAA
This is a messenger RNA of Panonychus citri (citrus red mite), 1859 nucleotides long. Its product is annotated as probable serine carboxypeptidase CPVL. Bases 302 to 1663 code for a protein of 453 amino acids. The transcript has 2 exons. Gene Ontology annotation, molecular function: serine-type carboxypeptidase activity. Gene Ontology annotation, biological process: proteolysis. Lineage: Eukaryota; Metazoa; Arthropoda; Arachnida; Trombidiformes; Tetranychidae. The record is from RefSeq and is a predicted model, not a curated record.